UGGCCAUAGAAUCCAUUCUAAUAACCUGAAACCUAUCAAUCCAGCCAGAAUCACUCCCAAAAACACCGAAUUCGUGAAGAUAAACUUUGAUUGGCAGUGAUGGGCUCAUUCCACUGUGUCGGGUCGACGCUGUGAUUGAAUGAACAUAAGGAAUCCCACCAUAUAAGCCCAUCGCCAGCCCUUUUGUUCCCAAUUCCCUGUGUUUCCCGGUUUUCUUUGUGAACGGUUGCUCGAAAAGCCCACAGCCUUUCCCCAAGCUCUCCUGCGUUUCUCAGCUACAGUCCUCCAAGUUUUUACGCUUCGUCAACCCUCAAAACCACCCUUGUACCCAGUUACAACGAUGAUCCAGUUUCUCAACAACCCUCCUCGUCAAUCAGGGCUGGAUGCGAGGCAUCACAAUUCAGAUGGACCCGAACAAUGGAGUCAGUGGUCUGGCCGAAAACAUUAUUCACUCGAAGUAAUCCAGCAUCCACUCAGAGCUCGUAUGUGUGGGUUUGGAGAUAAAGAUCGAAGACCACUCGCACCAGCGGCAGUUGCAAAAAUGAUCGUUCAACGAGAUGAUAAUAGUCUUGUAGACGUGGACGAUGUGGAUUGCUCCUUUUUUGUGGUUACCGUCGACUUAUGGUCAGCAGAUGGGAAACAGGAAAUGAAUCUCGUUCUGCAUCCAUCUUCUGCCGACCGAUACAUACCUACCCACACCGCCAAACCUCGUCGGAGGGGAACCAGCAGUUCUGCGCCGCAGCGUGGUUCUGGUCAUCAUACACCGUCAUCCAGGUCGACACCUACACCUUCUCAUUACCGUUCUGGUGAUAAUGCAAGUGGAAACACCGCCUCUAACUCACAGUAUACGCCCGAUAGCAGUAAUCAAGGUUAUUAUACUCCUCAGAACUCAGCAGCCGCGGAGAACAAUUCUACUUGGAGUUAUUCUACUUCGCAAGUUAACCGGAACACCCCGUAUCCUCCACCUAUUCUACCUUCCUUGAGUUUCCGUACAGAUACAGCUGUUGAAGGAACAACAACCUCCACCGAUUCUUGGAAUGAAUCGGACUUGUCCUAUCUAUCUCAACUGGAAGGGUUCCCUGACCAAGCCAUAGACCCAGCUCUUCGUUCAUCGAGUACUGGUCGCGAUUCUUCCGACUGGCCUGCUCGGCAAUCACAGAAUUAUUCUAGUGAUGGAUUUAUGCCUCCUCAGUACGACAACACGUCGGUGUAUGCCCAAUACCCUCAACAAACUGUACAUCAAGCAUAUUAUCAAACACCUAACUCCUCACAGGAUCCUCCUCCACCUCCACCCUCUCACCCAAUGUCGCUCCCUCGCCAUACAUACACCCGCACCCUGGUUGGACCCCUGUCAGCAAACGCAACUCGGCUUCUAGAUGAACACCGGAAGCCUGGGAUUUUCUUCCUCUUCCAGGAUUUGUCUGUGCGAACAGAAGGUUUGUUUGCUUUCAAACACACUGCUUAUCACUGCGACCACCAAAACACUGAUUUAUGGAACAUCUGACUAACGAGCGUUUUUCAUAGGCACUUUCCGGCUAAGGAUGCGGUUGAUGAAUGUUGGGGCGUAAGUUCGGUGCCUGGUAUUGUCGCCCUGUCUUAUGAGACCUCUUUUGUAGACCUCCAGCUCCUGAGCUGGGUGCCACUCGAAUUCACACCGAUGUAUCUCCUGUCCUAGCGCAGACAUUCACGGAACCCUUCACUGUGUAUUCAGCGAAACGUUUUCCAGGAGUACCAGGUAUGUUUAAUUCAAAACACGCUGCGGGUGCAAUCUAUCGACUUUAUCGUACUUCUAAUUUACCUAAAACUUUCCCGUAGAUACCACUGCGCUUUCUAUCGCUUUUGGUAAUCAGGGACAGAAACUACCACUGCGCAACCGCAAUGCAUCGGGAGGAAAGCGUCGUCGUCGAGGUGGUUCUGGAUCUGAAGACGACUCUGAUGGAGCGUAGUCUCGAGUUGUGGAUACUCAGUCCUGCUAGACACUAGAGAGGAGACACCCGUUUCUUGGUUUUUCUUGAGCCCAUAUAUUAUCCCCACAUCUUGCGAGUGUUCCUAGCUUC
This is a messenger RNA of Marasmius oreades (fairy-ring Marasmius), 2057 nucleotides long. RefSeq lists its product as uncharacterized. Lineage: Eukaryota; Fungi; Basidiomycota; Agaricomycetes; Agaricales; Marasmiaceae. The coding region runs from base 341 to 1504 and encodes 387 amino acids. The record is from RefSeq and is a predicted model, not a curated record. The transcript has 6 exons.